Molecule: messenger RNA, 786 nt
Organism: Entrophospora candida
Lineage: Eukaryota; Fungi; Glomeromycota; Glomeromycetes; Entrophosporales; Entrophosporaceae
Source: the annotation of a GenBank genome assembly
AUGUCACAAACGUCCUCAGCAAUGUCAUUAUGUUCUGAGAAGUUAACACUUUGGAUUCUUGUCAAAUGCAGUCCAAGACCUACACAAUUUCCUGUUGAAUGGAACACCUCACCACCAAACUUGGACAAUCUUGCAUGUAAACUUUGUAAAGAAGAAAAAACCUUUGAAAACAUCGAACCAAAAUUCCUUGAAUUCUUUAACCAUGAUGACAGAAUCAACCCUCUCCAAGCAGACACACUUGUCACAAUUUUGAACACAACUGCUGCAGGUCAUUUGGUUGUAUGUUACCCACUCUCUAGCUCUGAAGGAAAAUUUACACAACCAGAUCCAGAAAUUUCUGAUGAUAUAGUUAAUUCCUUUAUUAGUGAACUCAAGAGAAAGAAAAAGACCUUUAUUCACAUUAAUCAUAAUGAGAGCACCUGUGGAGAGUUUAUUUCUGCUUUUAUGACUGCAACUGUUGAACAUGCCCAGUUAAAAGAAAGUAAGCUUUGUCUCAAGAGUGAAGAGUGGCUUGAUGGAAGUCAUGGUUUUGGUCCUGUUGACUAUUCUGUACAUCUUGAGGAAUUUGUUUUAUUGGUCUGUGAAGCUAAAAAAGAGGAUUUUGAGAAAGAUAAGACAGAUAUGGAACCUGAACCUCAAUUUGAUGGUGAUGAUAUGUCAGAUGCAAAGAAAAUAACUAAUUAUAUUGCCUCUAUCCUGCAAAUGCAAGUUAGUGGUCUAGGUAGCAAUAAAAAAAAUUGUCUGGAAUCACAAGAAACAGCUAAAAGCACAGAAGGAAGUGGUUAA